AUGUUCAAUAAGGCUCUUUCUUUUGCCAAUGUGAUGGGGUGCUGUAGUUGUUUUGGGUUCAUCAGGACAUCUAACCGUCAAAGACAAAGGUCUAAGCCUGCCGUUAACAAUAAUAUCUUCCAGGAGCCUCUGUUGGAUGUUGAUGACGACAUUGAAGAUGAAGAGGGCGAGCAUUUGUACAACGAUGAGGUUACCGACUCCAGUGGAGAAGAUGGUGGGGAGGAAACUCGUCCCAAGCGAUCAGAAGAUAUUUUGAACUUUAGAGUAGAGAAUGGCAUGGUUUGUAGGCAGUUUCCUGUUAAGGAUACACGUAAAGUUGUUCGCAUGGAGGAUGAAAAUGGGAACAAGAUGAUAAAUGAGUAUAUUCGUGAGUAUAAGAUUGGUUCUGGUAGCUAUGGAAAAGUGGCUCUUUAUCGAAGCUCUCUUGAUGGAAAGCAUUAUGCAAUUAAGGCCUUUCAUAAAUCUCAUUUACUGAAGCUUCGAGUUGCACCCUCGGAAACUGCCAUGACUGACGUAUUACGUGAGGUCCUCAUUAUGAAAAUGCUAGAACAUCCUAAUAUUGUCAAUCUCAUUGAGGUGAUUGAUGACCCAGAAUCAGAUCACUUCUACAUGGUACUUGAAUACGUGGAAGGCAAAUGGGUUUGUGAGGGUUCAGGUCCUGCAUGUGGCUUAGGUGAAGAGACUGCUAGAAGAUACUUGCGUGAUAUUGUUUCUGGAUUGACAUAUCUUCAUGCCCAUAACAUAGUGCAUGGGGAUAUUAAACCAGAUAAUCUGUUGAUUACUCGUCAUGGUACUGUGAAGAUAGGGGAUUUCAGUGUCAGCCAGGCUGUUGAGGAUAACAAGGAUGAACUUCGUCGAUCACCUGGUACUCCUGUUUUCACUGCACCAGAAUGUAUUCUAGGUCUGACCUAUGGUGGUAAAGCUGCUGACACGUGGGCAGUAGGAGUUACUUUAUACUGCAUGAUAUUGGGUGAAUACCCUUUUCUUGGAGACACACUUCAGGAUACAUAUGACAAAAUAGUCAAUAAUCCUUUGGUUCUCCCUAAUGAUUUGAAUCCGCCAUUGAAGAAGUUGAUAGAAGGCUUACUUUCAAAAGACCCAAGAUUAAGGAUGACUUUGGUUGAUGUUGCUGAAGAUAAAUGGAUAAUUGGAGAUGAUGGACCAAUUCCUGAGUACCUUUGUUGGUGCAAAAGGAAGAGCAUGGGGAUUGAAGACCAUGAUGGGAACAAUACCAACUAA
Molecule: messenger RNA, 1239 nt
Organism: Sphenostylis stenocarpa
Lineage: Eukaryota; Viridiplantae; Streptophyta; Magnoliopsida; Fabales; Fabaceae
Source: the annotation of a GenBank genome assembly